AUGCUGGAGAAGAGCCAACUCCCGAUGCGCUGGCUCGUGCUCGUGCUCUCGUGCACGCUCAUGAUCGGCAACUACUACUGCUUUGACAACCCCGCUGCGCUCAAGAGCCAGCUGCAGCAGCGCUUCAACGGCGCCUUUCCGCCCGACCGCUUCGAGUUUCUCUUUAACAUGCUCUACACGCUCUACUCGAUCCCCAACAUCAUCUUGCCGUUUUUUGGCGGCUUCCUCGUCGAUCGGCUUGGCGCGCGCCUCUGCCUCUUGAUGUUUGCCACGACCAUCACACUCGGGCAAAUCGUCUUUGCAUUCGGCUGCUCGAUCUCGCAGUUCAACGUCAUGCUGCUUGGCCGUAUCCUCUUUGGCCUCGGCGGCGAAAGCUUGGGCGUUGCCCAGAGCACGCUUGUCGCAUCGUGGUUCAAGAACAAGGAGCUCGCGCUGGCGCUCGGCAUCAACCUCAGCAUUGCGCGGCUUGGCAGCGUCUUCAACAACGAACUCAGCCCUGUAAUUGCGUCCGAGUACAACGUCUCGAGCGCGCUUUGGAUGGGCGUUGUCAUGUGCGGCGUGUCGCUCAUCGCGGCCCUCAUCUUGAUCCCGAUUGACAAGCGUGCGGACGCGGCGAUCGCGCGCACCAAGUCGUUUGGGGCAUCCGCGCCCGUGGCCAAAGACCAAGGGUUUAGCUGCCGCGACAUUCGCAGUUUUCGGCCCAUCUUUUGGCUUUUGGCGAUUGCAUGUAUGGUCGUCUACGGCUGCGUCAUUCCAUUCAACAACGUUGCCAGCAGUCUGCUCAUGGAACGUGACUUCUUCCGCCAGCCGCCGCCCGCGUGCCAGCAGUGCGGCGAGGGCGCGUAUGCCGGCGACACCAACUGCUCGGUCAUCGCACCGACCUGCCCGCCCGUGCCACCGUUCAGCUGGCCGCUUCCGGCCCUCAACCGCAACUGCUCGAUUCAGUCGCCCGAGGACCAGCUGCACUGCGCGCACACAGCACCGUACGUGACCGAAGCCAUGAUCAACUGCGACGACGACGCAUGGAAGAAGGGGCCGUUCUCCGCGGUUUACUGCAGCCGCAAGAGCGCUGCAGCCGCCGCUGCUGCCACGCCAAUGAGUGUCCCGUACCUCAUCUCAGCCGUCCUCUCGCCGGUCAUGGGCUACGCAGUCGACCGCGUCGGGUUCCGCGCCGGUCUCGCGCUUCUCUCGUCCGUCUUGCUGACAGUCGUGCAUCUGCUGCUUGGCACGACGCAUGUGACCUACUGGGUUCCCUUGGUGCUGCAAGGCGUCGCAUACUGCGUGUUUGCUGCUGCGCUCUGGCCGUCGAUUCCGUAUGUCGUCGAUGCGCGCUUGGUGGGCAGUGCGUACGGCGCCAUCACGUCGAUCCAGAACUUGGGUCUUGCGCUCUUUCCGAUGCUGGUCGCGAUGGUCUACAGCGUCGAAAACAAGUACCUUCCCAGCGUCGAAAUGCUCUUUGUGGCCUUUGGCGCGCUCGGGUCGGUCGCUGGCAUCCUCCUCAACAUUGUCGACUACAAGAAUGGGUCGGUGCUCAACCGCAGCUCGGCAGCGGCCGCGCGCUCCACCGCCUAA
This is a messenger RNA of Saprolegnia diclina VS20, 1572 nucleotides long. RefSeq lists its product as hypothetical. The transcript is spliced from 9 exons. Gene Ontology annotation, molecular function: transmembrane transporter activity. Lineage: Eukaryota; Oomycota; Saprolegniomycetes; Saprolegniales; Saprolegniaceae. Gene Ontology annotation, biological process: transmembrane transport. The record is from RefSeq and is a predicted model, not a curated record. The coding region runs from base 1 to 1572 and encodes 523 amino acids.